AUGGAGCCAAAACACAUUGCUGCAGCAACCACCGGUUCUAACGGAUCUUCGGCGAACUCAAUGUCUGAAGGAUGCAUCACAUUAUGGUGUCCGUGCGUCACUUUUGGACAAGUUUCUGAGAUUGUGGAUAGGGGAUCCACCGCUUGUGGAUUAAAUGGUUACUUUUACACCCUCCUAGCUUUUGUGACUGGCUGUUGGAUGUAUUCUUAUUGUUGUCGUUCAAAGAUGAGGAAGCAAUAUUCAUUGGAAGAGGACCCAUGCCCUGAUUGCUGUGUCCACUUCUGUUGCGAGCCCUGUGCCCUUUGCCAAGAGUACCGUGAGCUUAAAAACCGUGGGUUUGACAUGCAUAUUGGAUGGUAUGCAAAUAUGAAGAGGCAAAACCAAGGGAUUCCAAUGGCUCCUCUGGUUGAAGGAGGAAUGAACAGAUAA
This is a messenger RNA of Oldenlandia corymbosa var. corymbosa, 429 nucleotides long. The record is from the annotation of a GenBank genome assembly. NCBI's taxonomy places the organism in Eukaryota, Viridiplantae, Streptophyta, Magnoliopsida, Gentianales, Rubiaceae.